Durusdinium trenchii is the source of this 679-nucleotide messenger RNA. Lineage: Eukaryota; Dinophyceae; Suessiales; Symbiodiniaceae. The record is from the annotation of a GenBank genome assembly.
UCAAGCCAGGCAGGAGCAUUCACACCACCUUGCAUUCCACUCCAACCGUUCAUCUAAUUCGAAUGACCUCCUUGCUUGGUGUCCUUUGCUUUGGCCUUUUGACCACUGGUGCUUGCCUGGACGUCAAAGCAGACAGCUUUGAAGACUUAUUUCAUGCUGGUGCAUUUCAAGGCAUGGAUGGCUGGACCAAGAUCUUUGAGUCCUUCGGUCAGGGUGAGCGUAUGAAUCCUGAGCAGCUGAGCAAAUUGGCCAAGGUGCCUACGGACUUCGGGGUAACAUCAAAGGCCAAAUUGGAUCCGAGCUUUGGCUUGCAACUAGGUCAGGAGAAGAUCCAAGAGCGAAUCCACCAGUUGAAGGACAAGCCUGAUGAGCUUAUGAAGAUCGUGAAUCAGAACCCUCUGGUGCAAGAGAUGGCCGCUGCAGAUCCUGCUAUGAAAGAGAUCAUCCACAGUCCGGAAGCCUUGCAGAUGCUCUUUAGCGAUGAGGCGAUUGAGGAACUGCGACGGCUAAGCUGUGCUCGGACAGAGGGCUGUGCAAAGUGAGUCGAUGUGGCGACGGUAUGGGUCCGGCCGUGGCCCUGCUUGAGUGGUGCCUCAAAUGGCACAAGGUUUGGCCCUGCCUCGGCGAUCAAUGAAUCUGCCUGCAAGCACUUAGAUGGAAAAACAAGAAACAUGGAUUU